Messenger RNA from Symbiodinium natans, 1623 nucleotides. NCBI's taxonomy places the organism in Eukaryota, Dinophyceae, Suessiales, Symbiodiniaceae. The record is from the annotation of a GenBank genome assembly.
AUGGCCUCCUGGCACCACUCCUGGAAGAGGCGACUCACAUUCUGUCAUCCUGCCACGAAGAAGAUUCACUCGUGGGUUAUGGAGACUGGUCCUGCCAUGAAUGAAGCUGCGAGUGGAUGGGGCAUGGGUUGCUGGUUGUGCCACCACAUGGGAUGCAAGUCAGCCUUCGGUCGACUUCGAGUGCAAAGCGCCGGGACGGUGGCAAUUCAGAACUUGCUCACGCAUGCUCAAGGUGAGAAGCACAAGGCGGCCCUGGUUAAGUUGCAGGCCUCGUUGGAGCCAGCCGGCACUUCAGAGGACAUUGCCCUCGACAUCGAAGGUCACGUUUCUGGCCUGAGCUCGCAGGUUCCCAGAGUUGACCGCUUUGUGGCAGCGGCAACCUCUGUGAUCAAGUACGAUACGUAUGACUCGUACAAGGACCGGCUGAGUCAGCUGUCCAUCCACUCAAGCCUGGAGGUGGGCGGCAAAGGCAGCCAACAGGAGUUCAAGCAGAUGGUCGCAUGCUUGGAUGGACCAUUGCAGGACCGCAACAGGCGAGUCAUCAAGAAAGCCAUCUGCAGCAGCAUUGCCCUGGACAAGAGUGAUGACAAUCUUAUCAUGAUAGCCAGGGUUCUGAUCCCGGAAGGGAUCUUCGAUGCCAUGCUCGGCUUGGAGAGUAAUGUUGGCCCUGACGCGGAGCAUGUGACCCAAGCGAUUCAAAACAUCGUCCAGAGAGCCUGUGUCAACCAGAAGUCCCGGCGAGACGUGAAGGUCUCAUUGUAUGAUUCCAAAGACGACAAGUUGGAUGAGGAGGCCAUGGCAGGUUUCCUCGCGAGUAUUCGAUCGGCCGUGGCCGACGGAGGACAGAAAGCUCUUUUCCAUUGCUCCCCGAGUUGCAGUGUCUUGGAGCCCACGCGGCAGGCCAAUCCAUACUUUCCCAACCUCUCCCUCAUUGACAGGGACCGUCCCCAUCGACAUCGUAGUGUCAUUCGAGGGGUGUGGAGCAACCUGCAUAGCACGGUUCGUGAAUUCUUGGACAUGCUCGUGACUGGCCAGCGCAGUUUGUGCAAGUUGAUCCAAACCAGCAAGAGGUACGCCACGUAUUUCGCCUUGGCACAGACCGGUGUCAAAAUUGAGGAGUUUGGACACACCAUCCGCAACCUUUCGUACAGCGAGGUCAGAUUCGAUUCUCGCUCGAGGCCGUUGUUCCGCCUCUUCAAAAUCCUGCCAGCUGCGAUCGACACGCUGCGGUUCUUAGUGGAGGGCGGAUCUGCCGAGGAACGCUGCCACGCAACAACCCUGCUGGCCAUGUUUGCCGGUGACGAGGGGUUCGUGAGGGUGGUUUCGGCGGCGGUGGCCGCCGACGCCCUAGUGAUGGGGUGGCACUUUAUAAGGCUGGACGAUGAGGCGGCGGCUGAUGCGAGCUUGAGCGGGCCACGGGCAGCGCAACUGCUGCACGAAAUGCGUCAAAUGCUGGAUGCUGGCGGCCUCUUCAUGCAGGAGGCCACUGGGACCUUGACACACGCGGCGCUGGAGGCCAUGAAGAACCGCUUGGUGUAUGUCGGUGAAAACAAAGCUGUUGCCUUGAAUUGGCCGGCAGCGGAGGGCAAGCGCCGACGCCCUCGCUCACUGGCCAAAGAGUGA